Messenger RNA from Biomphalaria glabrata, 3760 nucleotides. RefSeq names its product fermitin family homolog 2-like. The record is from RefSeq and is a predicted model, not a curated record. The transcript has 13 exons. Bases 436 to 2571 code for a protein of 711 amino acids. Lineage: Eukaryota; Metazoa; Mollusca; Gastropoda; Planorbidae. Gene Ontology annotation, cellular component: cell-substrate junction. Gene Ontology annotation, biological process: integrin-mediated signaling pathway; cell-matrix adhesion. Gene Ontology annotation, molecular function: integrin binding.
UAAAAGAUGUUUUCAUUGGUCAGUUUUUUUUAAAAUGCAGACGAUGUAUAUCCUCGCAUAAAUCUGCGUUCUUGUAUAUCUACAGUUGUUGUGUAUCAUCAUUUCGUUGUGUUUGUUGAAGCCAAAGUUAUUUCUAUAUUCUCGGAUUACGAAGUUACGAUUUGGAGACUGACUACAGCGCCUUUUCAAGUUCAAUAAAUUAAUACACUGCUCUAUAGAUUACUAUAGAUCUAGUUAUAGAGAAUAUUUGAUAUGACUGGAUGCCUUCUACAUUGUGUGAAUAUUCGAAGGAAAAGUGGUUUCAUUAAUUUUAAAAUGUAGAUUUCUAAAUUCUGUGCAUUUAUUUUGAUGCCUGGAUUACUUUACAGUUCGAAAUAGUACUGUUUUUUUUUAGAGCCUUUUUAUUCGUUUUGAUUGCUUUUGUGUGGUGCAAAAAUGGCGUACACUUUUGUAGCCGAUGGUGAAGUUGUGGACGGAUCAUGGGAGUUGAACAUUUUAGUGACAGAUCUUCAAGUAGAAAAGACAUUACGUGUGAUGGGCGACCUCCAUAUUGGAGGGGUAAUGGUAAAACUCGUCCAAGCCCUUGACAUAGCUCUGGAUUGGUCAGAUCAUGCCCUUUGGUGGCCAGACAAAAACAAGUGGCUACUUCGAGCGCGGUCAACACUUGACCAGUACAAUGUCCAAGCAGAUGCUAAACUACAUUUCACUCCCAUGCACAAAAACCUGAAGGUCCAGCUACCAGACCUCCAGGUUCUAGAAUUAAGUGUAGAUUUUUCAAUCAAAUGUUUUGCAACAGUAGUGCAGACAUGUAAAGAGCUAGGUAUUAGACACCCAGAGGAGCUAUCAUUUCUACGUAAAUGGGACAAGGAAGACUUGAAAAAAGUUGCCAAGGAGGUUCAUAAACGUAAAAAAAGGGGUGACCCAGAUCAGAAUGGUCCAUUAAGUGCUAAUGGUACACAUCACAAUUCUUCUGGUAGCUUAGAUGGAGGAAAAUUGAGCCCCUACCCAAGCAGGAGUCCAGUUGGACCUUCCCCUACAAGUACAUUAGUGCGGUCAGCAAACAGCCCUUACAACUUGUCCACUUCUGUGUCUGGCUACAGUACAUUCAAUGGGACAAUGUCACCAGGCUCCAUGCACAGCCUUUCCUUUGAAGGCACCAUGGAGUCCACCUUGGCUAAUUCACCAUUUGUGCCAGCCAAAGAUGCCUUCCAGUAUUUGUAUAGGCCAAAAAACUUUGCAGAGAAAGCCAGAAUUAACUGUGCUUGGUUAGACUCCUCCAUCUCACUAUUGGAACAAGGCAUCAAAGAAAAUGACUUCAUCAUGCUCAAAUUUAAGUUCUACAAUUUCUAUGACCUCAAUCCAAAGUAUGACGCCAUCAGGAUCAAUCAGAUCUAUGAACAAGCUAAAUGGGCUCUUAUCUCUGAAGAAAUUGACUGCACUGAAGAAGAAAUGAUGGUAUUUGCUGCCUUACAGCACCAAGUUCGAAUCCAAUCUGGGUUACCUCAGCCAGAGUUUGACCAGUCCCAAAAUGCCCAGUCAGAGGAUGAUGAAAUAGAUGCAGCACUAAAAGACCUGCAAGAAUCUCUGGAGGGUUCUGCUGUAUCUCCACAUGGUGACAUCACACACAUCCCAGAAUUGUCAGACUAUGUCAAGUUCUUCAAGCCCAAGAAACUGACUUUAAAGAGCUACAAAAAAUAUUUUGCUACAUUUAAGGAUACGUUCAUAGCAUUCUAUAGAACUAAAGAAGAAUCUCAUGGACCUCCAAUCAUGCAGAGAAUAGAUGUCAGAGGCUGUGAAGCCCAGCCUGAUGUAAACCUAUCUGCCCACAAGUAUGGCAUCAAGUUAUUUGUUCCGGAACCUGAGGGAAUGUCAGAAAUCUGUUUACGUUUUGACCUGGAAGAGCAAUAUUGCCGUUGGAUGGCUGCAUGUAAACUUGCAAGUAAAGGUAAAACCAUGGCUGACAGUUCUUAUGAAGCAGAAGUGCAGGCCAUUCAGUCUUUCCUUGGCCUGCAGCAUCCAGUGGUGUCUCCCAGCCACAAUUCACCUACCAGUUCUAGCAAUGUUAUCACUGAAGUCAACUCAGAUGACUAUAUAGCUGCCAGAUUUUUCAAAAAAGUGAAAGCCAGAUCUCUGGUCAGCAAAAUUAUGGAAGCCCAUGCCAGUGUUCAAGAGAUGUCUUUGAUGGAAGCCAAACUUGCAUUCAUCAAGGCCUGGCAGUCCUUGCCAGAGUUUGGCAUCACCUACUUUCGUAUUAAAAUGGCAAAUAGUAGGAAAGAGGAGCUGAUGGGUGUAGCAUCUAACAGAAUUAUCCGCAUGGAUCUGAACACUGGAGACUCCUUGAAAACAUGGAGGUACAAUACUCUGCAGUCCUGGCAUGUCAACUGGGAGGUGGAGAAUGUCAUCCUGGACUUCGACACAGAAAAAGUGACAUUUGCAUCAAUGGAGUGUUCCUGUAAAACAAUCCACGAGUUCAUUGGUGGAUACAUUUUCCUGUCUAUGAGGUCCACAGAUAAAAACCAAUCCCUGAAUGAGGAGAUGUUUCACAAGUUGACAGGUGGAUGGCAUGAGUGAUUUGUUGAGUCUUGAAUCUAGAAUAUGUUUUAGUAUACAGUUGGUUAGUGUGUUGUUUUAAAUGCGAUCAUGACAGUGUUUUUAUUUGUAGAAAUGUGUAUAAAGUUAUAUACAUAGUUACAUUAUUUUUAGCCAGUAUAGGAUUGUGCGCAUGCCAGGGCCAGUCGUUCUGGUGGCGUCUGUUUAUUUUAGCCAGCAUGAUUGUCUGGAUGCUUGAUCAAGUCAUUCUGGAGUUGUGUGCGUUUGUUUCAUAUGGUAUGAUUGUUAAGAUUAGACCAUUCUUUUUUUCUUUUUAAGCCAGUAGAAAUUGUGCAAAGUCAAAUAUUUUUAAACUAAUAGUAAAGUUAGAUGUUUGUUAAGUUAGAUGUUUGUUGUGUUUUGAAAUUUUCAGUUUUGUUUUUGAAAUGAAAUCAUUCUUGUAUUUCUUGUCUACAUUGUUUCUACUUUGAUACCUACACAACAAGGCUGUACAAACUGGUGACCUGAGCUGCUGAGAACAUUAUUGUUAAGACCUUUUUUUUUUUUGGUGUGCGUUCUUGUUAUAUAUGUAUAAUAUUAAAACAUAAUCAUUUACAAGUUGCAACCAUAAUAUAUGUUAGCUUUAAAUGAUAUCACAAAAGCACCCCAAUAUAGAUUUGUGUCCUGUACUGAAGAUCUAUUGCUAAGCUGAAAAAUAUUGAAUGUAAAUUUAUUUGAAAUGUGGAGAAAAAAUUGAUGUAAGUUGGCAACACUUUUCUUUGUUCUCCCGUGUGUAUAGAGUGAAGUGCUAAGGCAUUGCAAUGUUAGAGAUGGAUAAGUAAAAACAAUGUGUUAGAAGUAAGACUAGAUACACCUAGAAUCUGAUCUACAAGUUUCUUUUUAUUGUUGUUCUCUAUCAUACUGUAUGCAAUUUUGUUUUUCUUUUUAUUGUAAGAUAUAAAUCCUGUUUUUUGUCUUUUAUUUACAUGCGUUAUGCAAGUAUUGCCUUAAUAAGUUUUUCAGUUUUACACAAUCUUUCUGAGCAAUGUGUGUGAUGCAAGCAAUUCCCCCUUCCCUUCUCACUUCAGAGUGAGAGAACUCUUGGUUUGAUCAGAUCAUAAUCUGCUUAUAGUCUAUAAGUGUUUCCCAUGUAAGUCUAAUUUGUUUUGUUCGACCCAUUAUGAUUCAUAUUUAUAUUUACUUACUAUACAUACCAAUGUAUACACAUUUA